UAAGGGGGGCAGCGGCGCCAGCUCUCAGACUCCGCGAGCCGGUCGCAAGCAGCGCGCGCGCACGCAGUGAUAAACGAAAACGAACGAUACUCGCGAACAGUUAUUUAUUUACUUUACAUGGCAAAGUUUUUAUUUUAAAUUAUGUGAUAAGAAUCGUGUUUAAGAAUAUUUAAUCAAUUAUUUACGUUUUGUUAUUUAAGAAUCUCAAUAUAAACUUACUUAUUUUAAUUGAAUAAUAAACGAAGUGCGACCAAAAUGACUAUAAAAAAUAAAAAGACUAAAUCGAAUACUUCCGAGGUGACGUCAUCCAAAAGUGCCUCAACCAGUGUACAGAAAACAAGCACAUCGACGUCUGUGCAAAAAAGUAGCAAUACCUUGCAGAAGGUCAGCUCAUCUGGUAAGAAGGUUCGAUAUAUUGAUGUAAAGGUCGAAGAGGACGACCCCCUUAUGAUAACAGACAUAUCCGACCAUGCGUCUAUUAGUGGUUCUGUUGUAUCUGAGCAUUACAAUAGCCAUCCUCACUAUAUCAUAACAGAAGCACCUUCAAUGUCCGACCUAUCGCAAGCCCGAUCACUGCAAGAACAUCAAGUAAGUGAUAUGGCUCAGUCCACAACUGGUGAGUUCGUUUCAAGCUCUGUAUUACAACAAUCUUCCUCAACAUCACAACAGCAAACGUCUAAAAGCGAAAGCUAUCAAUCAUCAUCAACGUCUAUUCAGCAUUCCGGUUCCACUCAGAGUCAAAUAUACGACAAGACAGUGGACUCUUCUACUAAUCAAUCGCUUAAUACUGGAUUUAUUGAUAAUACAGCAUUUAGUACUUCCAAUACCCAGAAUGCAUUUUUGACAAGAUCUCAGGGGGCUAAUGCCACAAAUUCAUUCAUACAAUCUGAACGUCAAAAUUUAGCACAGACUCAAUCUGGCCAGUUUUCGAGCCAUGAUUCCAAUACAAACCGUAUUAGUAGUCGUAAUGACGAACGCCAUCAAAAUGUCUCUGGUACUUCUAACAGAGUGGAUACUGUUAGAUCGGAUCCUAACAAUUUUUAUGGAGGUGAAGGAACACUUGAUAAAAAUAUGAAAACAAAAGAAUAUAGUAGUACUUCGCAGUCAAGUCAAUCUAAAAGCAGCAGUGUAACAAAAACGUCUUCAUCUUCUUAUGUUGUUGAAAUUGUUGACGGUAAGGAGAGGAUUAUUGACAACUCUAAAAGAGAGUGGGGUGACGCUAAAGAACAUGCUACAAAUGAAGAAUAUGCAAGCGUAAGUGGCACUGAUAUUAAGCCUCAGACAAUGUAUAGUUCUCAAAAUUAUGACAUGAAAUCAAAAUAUGAUACCGGAAAAGAUGGAGCAAAGCCCAUCAAUGAAAUGACAAUUAAAGAAGACUCCAAAUUCGUUAAAGAUGGAAACCAGUUAACUAGUCAUGCGAGCGUGAUUAGUCAAAAAGAUAAUUCAAUCCAACAAGAAUUUUCAUCUACUCGAGAGCAAAUAUCAAAUGAAGAUUAUUCACGAAUGAGGAAUGUGUCGGAUAAUAUCCGACCUGUUCGUUAUGAUUCUGAUAGCAUGGAUCAAAGUAAUAACCAAAAUAUUCACCAAAACAAUAAUCAAAAUGUUCAUCAGAACAUUAAUAUGCAGCAUCAAAAUAUCAAUCAAAAUAUUCAACAUCAAUCAACUAUUGAUCAAAAUACUAGCACAACUAAUGUCCGUAAUUUGCAGUCAAAUACCAACUACAGCAACACAGAGCAAAGGGAUGUAAAAGAAAAUAUAACGUCAAGGAAUGAAACUACAACCGACCAAAUAACUCGUAGGCGCGACAUAAAUCAAACUGAUGCUUCUAACUUUUACGGCUACGAUGCAACCAUUCAGGACCAGAUUAGAAAAGUAGGAGAUAUUCUACAGGUCCCAAAUACUGAAAAUAUUAACUAUUCAACUAAGAUAAUGAAAAGUAACACAAGUAGUGCCCAGCAAGCAUCUACAUCUUCUUAUGUAUUUGAAGUUGUUGACGGUAAGCAGAGAGUGGUAGAUAGUAAGCAUAGAGAAUGGGGAGACAGUAAAGAACAUGCAACAUAUGAAAAAAGUCACAAUAUUAGUGGUACGGGAAUCAAGCCCGAACAUGAAUAUUCUAGACAUGUACUUGAUAAGGAAUCGUAUUAUGAUACUGGAAAGGAUGGUGUCCCUAAAAGUGCCACACAUGUGGAAGAGGAAUCGGCUCUAUAUAAAAAUGGAAUUGAAGUUGCUUCAACAAGAAAUAAAUUUUCUAGUGACUUAACAAAACCAGUAAAACCAGCCAUAUCUGAACAUACAACAGAGACAGAUGACAUACGAAGACAAAGGGUAGUCGAUGAGAGCACUAAUGCAUACACAGAUAAACAUAGUACUUUAAAUGACGUACAGUCGUACACUCAAGAAUCUGAUGACGUCAGAAAAACUACUGAAUUAAUAACAAGUGAGAAACAAAACAUAUCUAAGGAAACAACAUCAAAGACGAGUUCUGAAACAAAAGACACAUUGACUACUUAUGAAAGGAGCACGGGAACAUGGAAUGGAAAAUUCAUAUAUGAAAAUGAUGACGAUAGACCUAAGCGACCAAAACAAAUGUCACCAUUUGGUAAACCUGAGCAACCACGACACCAUUUGAAACGUCAAGAUACUGAAGAAAAUAUUAUAUUGUCAUCAAGAGAUAUUAAAGACUUUACAUCUAUCAGCGAUUUACGAAAAAUCAUAGAGACAUCUCAAUCAAACAAAGACGUUACCGUAAGUAAUAAAAAUAUUGUUAUUCGGAGAAAUAUUGAUGAUAGAGUUUUGAAAGAAAUUAUAGAUACCGUAAAAAAAUACCCAUUCAAAAGAAUAGAUAAGGUAACGUUCGGUACAAAAAUUAAUGAAGAUGUUAAAGACCUUUAUGAAGGCAUUGAUACUGAAGAAACAACCGUUUUAAGUACUACAACGGGAGAUAAAGUAAAAAAAUCAUUUGAAAUCGAUAAAACAAGAAGUCAAAUCGAAGUGACGCGAUACAUUACCGAAAAUGGUAUAACUAGAAAGGAAACAACAUACGAAGAUGCAAAAGAAGAUGAAAAAGUUAUCACCGACGUUUUUGUGGAUAACAGUUCGUUAGACAUCAGAAACUUGAAGGAUGUCCGUACAACGAAAGACAUACACGAAUACGACGUGGUUGAUCACGCUAUUACAGAUACCACAAGGCAGGAUACAGUCAUCAGCUCCGUCUAUGAUGAGACUAUCAUAGACGAUAGAAAAACCGUGCGAGAUGACAAAACAACAAUCGAAGAGACUGUCUACAUAGACGAAACUAGGCCAAGGCCUGGUGGCCCUAAGAAGCCAGAGAAGAUAGUAAAGGAACAAUGCAUUUGUGAAAUCUGCACUUGUGGGCAUCACCGUUGCCCACACAACGAUGUCCCGGAGCCAUUGUUCGAUGUGGAGCACACCACGAGCGUGGUUUCCGCGUACAAACAAGAUUAUGAUGAAAAACAUGUCAAUCGAACCACAGCAGUUAUUCAUGAAGAUCACUUAUAUCUCGAAGGUGAUUUUCAAGAGCCAGAACGUCCCCGUUGGCAACCCGUCGAGCGGCCUAAAGCAACUAAGCCAGAAGAUAACCUUAAGCCCGAAGGAGAAUUCGAAAAAAGGCAACCUGAGGAAUGGCGCCCAGGUGACAGAGCACCAACCAGACGGCCUGAAGAUAAUUUGAAGCCAGAAGGUGAAUUUACAACUCCUGAAAAAGACCAGUGGCGUCCAGCGGAACGACAGCGUCCACGGAAACCUGAGGAUAACUUGAAACCAGAAGGUGAUGUUGAAUAUACAAGACCAGGAGAAUGGCGACCAGGUGAUCGAGCCCCUGUGAAGCGGCCCGAAGAUAACUUGAAACCGGAGGGUGAAUUUGAAAAGAGACGUCCAGAAGAAUGGAGACCUGGGGACAGAGCUCCAACUCGUAGACCAGAAGAUAAUUUGAGACCAGAAGGAGAAUUUACUACACCUCAAAAAGAACAAUGGCGACCAGCAGAACGCCAAAAACCCAAAAAGCCCGAAGACAACUUAUUUCCAGAGGGUGAAUUUGAAAAGCGUAGACCAGAUGAAUGGCGUCCUGGUGACAGGGCUCCAGUACGUCGGCCAGAAGACAAUUUAAGACCUGAAGGAGAUUUCGAAAAAAGACGACCUGAAGAAUGGCAACCGGGUGACAGAGCUCCCACACGUCGCCCUCAAGACAAUCUUAAGCCUGAAGGGGAAUUUACUUCUCCAGAAAAAGAGCCAUGGCGACCUGCUGAGCGUCAAAAACCUAAAAAACCUGAAGAUAAUUUGUAUCCUGAAGGAGAAUUUGCAAAAAGAAAGCCUGAUGAGUGGCGGCCAGGAGAUAGAGCUCCAGUCCGUAAGCCUGAAGACAAUCUUAAACCCGAAGGAGAUUUCGAAGACAGAAAACCUGAAAAGUGGCAACCUGGAGAGAGAGCACCUGUUAAGCGCCCUGAAGACAAUCUUAAACCGGAAGGUGAUUUUGAAAAAAGACGACCUGAAGAAUGGCAACCGGGUGACAGAGCUCCCACACGUCGCCCUCAAGACAAUCUUAAGCCUGAAGGUGAAUUCACUUCUCCAGAAAAAGAACCUUGGCGACCUGCUGAGCGUCAAAAACCUAAAAAACCUGAAGAUAAUUUAUAUCCUGAAGGAGAAUUUACAAGACGAAAACCUGAUGAGUGGCGCCCCGGUGAUAGAGCUCCAAUCCGUAAGCCUGAAGAUAAUCUUAAGCCUGAAGGCGAUUUUGAAGACAGAAAACCUGAAAAAUGGCAACCUGGCGAGAGAGCACCUGUUAAGCGCCCUGAAGACAAUCUUAAGCCCGAGGGAGAUUUUGAAAAAAGACGACCAGAAGAAUGGCAGCCUGGUGACAGAGCUCCUACGCGUCGACCUCAAGAUAACCUUAGGCCUGAAGGUGAAUUCACUUCUCCGGAAAAGGAGCAAUGGCGACCCGCUGAGCGUCAAAAACCCAAAAAACCUGAAGACAAUUUGUAUCCUGAAGGUGAAUUUGCACAAAGAAAGCCUGAUGAGUGGCGUCCAGGAGACAGAGCCCCAGUCCGUAAGCCUGAAGAUAAUUUGAAGCCUGAGGGAGAAUUUACUUCUCCAGAAAAGGAGCAAUGGCGACCCGCUGAGCGUCAAAAACCUAAAAAACCUGAAGACAAUUUAUAUCCAGAAGGUGAAUUUGCACAACGAAAGCCUGAUGAGUGGCGUCCAGGCGAAAGAGCUCCAGUCCGUAAGCCUGAAGAUAAUCUUAAGCCUGAAGGUGAAUUCACUUCUCCUGAAAAGCAGCCUUGGCAGCCAGCUGAACGCCAAAAACCGAAGAAACCAGAAGAUAAUCUUAAACCUGAAGGAGACUUUGAAGAUAGAAAACCGGAGAAGUGGCAACCUGGAGAUAGAGCUCCUACGCGACGUCCAGAAGAUAACCUCAAGCCCGAAGGUGAGUUCACAACACCUGAAAAAGUACCUUGGCGACCAGCUGAGAGGCAGAAACCUAAACGACCUGAGGAUAAUCUAUUUCCCGAAGGAGAUUUUGAAGACAGGAAGCCAGACAAGUGGCAACCUGGCGAGAGAGCAACGGUCAAACGUCCCGAAGACAAUCUUAGACCUGAAGGUGAUUUUGAAAAAAGGCGUCCUGAAGAAUGGCAACCAGGGGAUAGGGCUCCUACGCGUCGUCCGGAAGACAAUCUUAAACCCGAAGGUCAAUUUACUACACCAGAAAAGGAGCCAUGGCGACCAGCCGAGCGACAGAAGCCUAAGAAACCUGAAGACAAUUUAUAUCCUGAAGGUGAAUUUACAAAACGAAAACCUGAUGAGUGGCGUCCAGGUGAUAGGGCUCCCGUCCGUAAGCCAGAAGAUAAUCUUAAGCCUGAAGGUGAAUUCACAUCUCCUGAAAAGCAACCUUGGCAACCAGCUGAACGACAAAAGCCGAAGAAACCAGAAGAUAAUCUGAAACCUGAAGGGGAAUUUACAUCCCCUAAAAAAGAGGAAUGGCAACCAGCUGAACGGCCGAAGCCUAAAAAGCCUGAAGAUAAUUUAUAUCCGGAGGGCGAAUUUCAGAAAAGGAAACCUGAGGAAUGGAGGCCUGGAGACAGAGCACCAGUACGAAAACCCGAAGAUAACCUCAAGCCCGAAGGAGACUUUGAGGAUAGAAGACCAGAGCAAUGGAGACCUGGUGAUAGAGCUCAAAUUCGCAAGCCAGAAGAUAAUCUUAAGCCUGAAGGUGAAUUCACAACACCAGAUAAACAACGCUGGCAACCAGCUGAACGUCAAAAACCUAAAAAGCCGGAAGAUAAUUUAAAACCAGAAGGUGAAUUUGAAAAACGACAACCUGAUGAGUGGCAACCGGGAGACCGUGCACCAACACAUAAACCUGUUGAUAACUUAAAACCAGAAGGAGAGUUUACAACACCACAAAAAGAUAGAUGGCAACCAGCUGAACGUCAAAAACCUAAAAAGCCAGAGGAUAACUUGAAACCAGAAGGAGAGUUUACCACUCCAGAAAAAGCGCCUUGGAGACCCGCUGAAAAAACACAGCCUAAAAAGCCAGAAGAUAACCUUAAGCCAGAAGGUGAAUUUGAGAGAAAGAAACCUGAAGAGUGGCGUGCUGCUGAGCGACCGAAACAAAAAAAACCGGAGGAUAAUCUUAAACCAGAAGGAGAAUUCGAAGGAAAGAAACCAGAAAAAUGGCAACCAGGAGAAAGAGAACCAAUGAAAAGACCCGAAGACAAUCUCAAACCAGAAGGAGAAUUUACCACACCAGAAAAAGAACAGUGGCGUCCCGCUGAAAGACCAGUCCAAAAGAAACCAGUUGACAAUUUGAAGCCCGAAGGAGAAUUUACAACGAGAAGAAUUGAAGACUACAAAGUCGUAACUGGUGAAAGAGCUGAAAUUAUUAGGCGUACUGAUAAUAUUAUUACCGAGGGCGAAUUUACAGACACAACAACUUCUCGAAGUGAAUACACAAUAAAACCAACAGAAAGACCUAAGCCAGUUAGAAGAAAUACUUGGACAAAAUUAGAAGGGGACAUGGUCACGGAGACUACAUCACAGUCUGAAUUUAUUGACUAUACUGAUACGGUCGAGAGGACUACGUUGGUAACUAAGAGGACAGAUAAUUUAAUUCACGAGGGGGAGAUUGAUUUUGUAACAUCUAAUCAAAAAGAUUAUACCGAAAAGAAUUCUAUCAUAGAAAGACCACAAAGACGCCGUACAUGGACAAAAGAAGAUAUCGAAAAGUUCUACUCUACAGAAAGUACAGAGAAUAUAACGACUACUCAAGAAGAAUACAAAAUCCACGAAGAGAAGUGGACUGGAAGAAGACCUUUAGCUAAGAAACCUGAGGACAAUCUUAAGCCUGAAGGUGAAAUGGAAAAACCGAAACAAGAUGAAUGGCGUCCUGCAGAAAGGCAGACUGCAAAGAAACCCAAAGAUAAUUUAGCUCCCGAGGGUGAAUUUGAGACACCGAAGAAGGAAGAUUGGCGUCCAGCUGAACGGCAACGGCCUAAGAAACCAACGGAUAAUUUAUUCCCCGAGGGUGAUUUUACCACUCCAGAAAAGGAGCAAUGGCAUCCAGCUGAGCGUCCUAUCCAAAAGAAACCCGAGGAUAAUCUCAAACCUGAGGGUGAAUUCGAAAAGCCAAAACAAGAUGAAUGGCGACCAGCUGAGAGGCAAACUCCGAAGCGACCUAAAGAUAAUCUCAAGCCUGAAGGUGAUUUUGAAACUCCUAAACAGGAAAAAUGGCGUCCUUCAGAAAGGCCUAAAGCUAUGAAACCUGAAGAUAAUUUACGCCCAGAAGGAGAAUUUGAAAGAAGGAAGCCAGAAGAAUGGCAGCCUGGUGAUAGGGCUCCAGUUCGUCGACCAGAUGACAAUUUAAAACCAGAAGGUGACUUCACUACCCCAGAAAAAACACAAUGGCAACCAGCUGAACGUCCAACUCAAAAACGACCUAAAGAUAAUUUGAGACCAGAGGGAGAUUUUACUCAACCUAUUACAGAAGAAUGGCAACCUGCUGAGAGACCAGUUCAGAAAAAACCAAAAGAUAAUCUUAAACCUGAAGGACAAUUUGAACAGCCUAAGCAUGAAGAAUGGCGUCCGGCUGAACGGCCUUCUCAAAAAAAACCAGUAGACAAUCUACGCCUUGAAGGUGAAUUUGAAAAGCGUCAACCUGACAAGUGGGGACCAGGAGAAAGAGCACCUGUUCAACGUCCUGUUGAUAAUUUAAAACCUGAAGGCGAAUUCAUGUCACCAGAGAAACAGCAAUGGCGACCAGCUGAACGACCGGAACAAAAGCGACCCAAAGAUAACUUAAAGCCAGAGGGUGAUUUUGAACAACCUAAACAAGAUCAAUGGCGACCUGCAGAAAAACAAACUCCUAAAAAGCCUAAAGACAACCUUAAACCGGAAGGUGAGUUUAAUACACCAGAAAAAGAAGAAUGGAAACCUGCAGAGCGACCUAUUCAAAAGAAGCCACAAGAUAAUCUGAAACCAGAGGGCGAUUUCCAACAACCAAAGCAAAAAGAAUGGCAACCUGCAGAGCGACCAACUCCAGCAAAACCAAAAGAUAAUUUAUAUACUGAAGGAGAGUUUGAAAAACCGGUACAAGAAAAAUGGAAACCUGCUGAAAGACCAGAAGUCAGAAAGCCUAAAGAUAACUUAAAACCAGAGGGUGAAUUUGAAAAACCCAAACAUGAUACCUGGAAGCCGGCUGAGCGACAAACACCUAAAAAACUACAAGAUAAUCUUAAACCAGAAGGUCGCUUCGAAACACCUAAACACGACGAAUGGAAGCCAGCUGAAAGGCCAGAAAUUAGAAAACCGAAGGAUAACCUUAGAACAGAGGGUGAAUUUGAAAAACCAAAACAAGAUGAAUGGAGGCCUGCUGAGAGACAAACUCCGAAAAAGCCUCAAGACAAUUUAAGACCCGAGGGAGCCUUUGAGACACCGAAGCCUCAAGAAUGGAAACCAGCAGAUCGUCAAAAACCCAAGAAGCCUCAGGACAAUUUAAAACCUGAAGGUGAUUUUGAGAAGCCAACAACAGAAAAAUGGCAACCAGGUGAAAGACCAACGCCUAAAAGGCCACAGGAUAAUCUAAAAACUGAAGGAAAGUUUGAGCGUCCAGAAAAGCCCAAACCGGUUCCACUCGGAGAAAGACCUGUGCAAAAGAAACCAGAAGAUAACUUAAAACCUGAAGGUGAAAUGGACAUCAUGCGACGAACUGAUUAUACUGCUACUCGAGGAGAACGUGUGAAUGUAGUUAAGCACGAAGAUCAUCUCAAAAUGGAAGGUGUGAUAGAUAUUCACCGAACGAGAGAUGAUUAUAAAAGAAUUGAUAAAACAGAAAAAAUUGUUAUACAAAGACAUGAAGAUAACUUACGGACAGAAGGUGAAUUCAUUGAUCUACACACCCGUAAUGAUUAUAGUGCUACAAAAGGAGAAAGAGCACCUGUAGUUAAACCGCAAGAUAAUUUGAAACCUGAUGGCAAGUUUUAUAAACCGGAAGUUGUGCCAUCUCAACCAGCUGAAAAAAGGAAACCAUUCAGACAUGUUGAUAAUAUAAAAAUUGAACAUGACUUUGAUGUUAGACAGAAAGUUGAUAGAGUUGAUAUCAUUAGACGUGAAGAUAAUUUAAAAAUUGAAGGAGAAUUCAUAGACAUGAAGCAAAAGAAUGAUUAUAAAGUCGUGACUGGUGAAAGAACCGCUAUUGUCAAACAUGAAGAUAAUUUAAAAAUGGAAGGAAAUAUGGAAAAUAUUCGAUCGUCGGAUACGUAUCGUCUUGUCAAAGGACAAAGGGUUAAACUAACUCGUCGAGAAGACAACUUAAAAAUUGAAGGUGUGUUUGAAGACCUCAACCGUAAAACUGACUUUAAUAUUACUAAGGGAGGUAAACCUGCUAUAAAAGAAAAUGAACCAAAACAAUUAGGUCAAAGAAAACCAAAUGAUGAUGAUGUAAAUAACAAAUAUAAGCAAGGGCCUCACAGUAGUAAGCAUGUUACUUCAGAAGUGUAUUCCAAGUCAACUCAACGAACAGAUGAAGAUUCUAAGUAUCAUACACAACAUUACACAGACAGAGUCAUUCAAGAGACAUUUAAAGAUUCUAAAAGCCCAAGUAAACAUCCAUCCCAUGCUAAUUUACCAGCACGGGAUGAUGAAGUCACCGAUAAAUCACCAAGACCAAAAUGGAAUAAGCCCUUGGAGAACGAUGAUAGCACAAAUAGGCGACCAGCUGACGGUAAACCGCAAACUGAUGAUACAGUUAGAAACCAAGGACAAGAUCGUCCUGAUAAACCUGGUCAGUCACCCUUGCCAUCAAAAUCUAAAACUCCGGCAGAUCGAGAAAGAUGGAGUCCUAUGAGGCAAGGACCUUCUCAAACGAAACAAGUCAUAUCAUCAGAUGAGACAACAUACCAUAAUCAAGAUACUACUAAUAUCGUUAGACAUGAUACUGUGCAGCACCACACAGUUAAUAAAGUUUUAGUUACAAAUUCACAUACUGCUCAUGAUGAGAAGACAAAUAUCCAGAGAAAUCAAAACGAAGUACAUAGAUCAACGUAUGGUCAUCCACAAAACCGUCCACAUCUACAUGAUUAUCCACAGUCUUCAACAAAUGACGAUCAUUCUGUUAACCAAAUCAACCAAUCUGUACUAAAAACCGGUGUCGUAAAUCAAACAGGAUUCAUUAGCAAAACUGACAACACAGUACGACAAGGUAGCGUCGAACGCACAUCUUCAGGACAUACAAUUGAACAAACAAACAAAGUUAACCGAACAUCUAAUACCAUGACGCGAAACACGAAUGACAAUACAAUGAAUAGAGUGGAUUCAAGGAAUAUCAAAAAUAUUUCUUCUACAACAUCAAAUUCUAUGAAGACGAUGAAACAAGUAACCGAAAAGAAGUUGAUUGCAGGAAAGUGGGUGACCGUAACUAGGAAUGUUGAAGUAAACACCAUCGUAGGUGAAGGUUCUGGUAAACCAAAUAAUAAAGGAAUUACUCGUGAUGAUCAACCUAAUUCUUCAACAGAUUCGCUUAAUCAACAAUCUAAAAAAGUUAUGUCGACAAAUCAAGCUAAAUCUUCAUCAAAUGAAAUUCAUCAAUCACAUAAGAGUCACCAUAAUAUAUCUGAAAACCACCACCAAAACCUACAACAACACCAACAUCAUAAUCAACAAUAUCAUCAACACCAAUACCAUAACCAACACCAUAACGAGCAGCAACACCAACACCAACACGAUACACUAAACACUACGUUCACGGUUAAAGGUUCGCAUGACGUGAAUGAUAACGUACGCAACAAAAAGAACAUUGUUGUUAAAGAAAAUGAUAUGAAUCAAAAACUUGGGAGAGAAUCUACAAAUCAAGUAUCUAGUUCUACCCAACAUUAUAAGACUUCUCAUGUGUCUGAUAAUAGUAAAUAUCAGACAUCCCAACGUGUAUCUGACAGCCGUAUACACAAUGAUCAAACAAGCAGAGGUAGAACACAUGAUCAUACAAUUACAUCACGUAAUAUUAUUGGUGACAAUAUUAAUCAUAGUUCUCGAAACAAUUUGCAAACAACAAAUAUUCAACGUAAUUCCAAUAACGUGAACGUUAUGACAGAAAGACAUGAACACAACACUGUGAAUACUAAUGUGUCUCACCAAACUCAUACAUCUAAUAGAAGUCAGUUAAGUGACAGUGUAACAAAAACAAGCGUAGAGUUCCAAAGAGCCAUGCAUGGCGGGGACACUCCAUCUUCACCUCAGGAUUAUUCGAACCGAUCCGGGUAUCACAAACGCACAUCAGAUUUCAUAUCAGAUGCUAAUACUAGCAACGCAGUUCUCCACCGUAAGGGAGUUACAUCAAACACAGAAGCAUACCAUUCUACGAGUUCCACCGCAGCUGCUCAACGCAAAAGUAUUUCUAAUUUAUCUGAACGUGGGGAUUACAUAAGCAACUCCACUCAUAGCGCAGAUAGGAAGAGCAUUAGUUCAAUGCAUCGCUCUGCGCGAGAUGGUUCCUCCGUUUUAACACAUCACACUGAAAAUGAUGAUUACCGCCGUCAACAACGCAGAGAUGGACAAUCCACAAUUAUAACAGAUAGGCAACAGAUAGGCAAUCGUGCAGUUGUUAAGGAUAAUCUUCGUAUUGGUGGCGAAUUCUACGGUCAAUCUGAAGCGCGAUCUUAUGGAAGUUUCUCACGCUCUGAUCAUGCACAGAAAACGGAAAGGACCGAGCGUGUAGAAAAAGUGGAACGUCAUGUACGUCACGGGAAUACUUCUCAUUUUGUGUUAGGCGACGGGAGUGCUACAAGUUAUAAACAAGAAUUUAGGGCUCAUGUUCACGGGACAUGUCCUGCAACACUUUUAGAAUCAUCACGCACUCCUUAUAAGCAUACUCGUGAUUCUCGCGAGCAUAAAUUUUAUGCUUCUAAAAUAACAGAACAGAAAACUAAAUAAUCAAGCGUCGAUUUAACUCUCUACUUUUUAUCAUUCCUUUAUUAUGUUUGAUAUUGCGAUGCUUAAUUUUAAUUUUAUACGCAACUAACACUACUAGUCCUAAGAUAAUAAUGUGCCUUCUAAAGAAAAUGUUGCAAUUUUAU
Zerene cesonia (dogface butterfly) is the source of this 12578-nucleotide messenger RNA. It is a transcript of the gene Sdb, whose product is annotated as titin. Gene Ontology annotation, biological process: microtubule anchoring. Gene Ontology annotation, cellular component: axonemal microtubule; ciliary basal body; sperm flagellum. NCBI's taxonomy places the organism in Eukaryota, Metazoa, Arthropoda, Insecta, Lepidoptera, Pieridae. The record is from RefSeq and is a predicted model, not a curated record. The transcript has 5 exons. Gene Ontology annotation, molecular function: microtubule binding. The coding region runs from base 256 to 12435 and encodes 4059 amino acids.